CACGCUUCGGUCGUAACGUGAUAUCGUUGCGUGCGUAUGUGUGAGUCAGUCAUGUAAACGCGACUCACCGCUGUCUCUUUUCUUUUCGCAUUGUUUUCUCACGGCUUGGUUUGGUAGCUAGCCAGUGCUAGUUUCGACUUGAGUGCGAACGGAUUACAAUUAUUAAUUUGUUGCGUCGCGAUAAUAAAAAAUUAACGUAGGGACCUUGUGACUUAGUGUUUUUUAAUUAGUAUUAUUAAAUCAGAAUGAGUGGGCCACCUACUUCGAGUGCAAAAAAAAGUAAGACUUACCAUUAUCACAGUGAGUGGGAAGAGGAAUUUUUUUUCGUUAUGGUCAAGGACAAAUGUGUGUGUCUAAUUUGCAACUCAAGUGUAGCAUUACCGAAAAGAGCAAAUGUUGAAAGGCAUUUUAAAACUACGCAUUCCAAAUACGCCACCGAUUUUCCAUUUGGCAGUGAAAACCGAAAGAUAAAAGUACGUGAAUUAAAAAGCAGCUUAAGUGCACAACAAUCUUUUUUUACGAAACCAGACUCGAAAUCAAAAGCUGCAACACUGGCGUCAUUUGCUGUUAUAGAAAUAUUGAUAAAACGAAAGAAACCUUUCGAAGAUGGAGAAAUGAUCAAGGAAGCCAUGCAGAGAGCUGGAGAAGCACUUUUUAAUGACUUUAAAAACAAAAAAGAAAUUAUUUCAGCAUUAAAUGACAUUUCACUGUAACGAAACACAGUAAUGCGACGCAGUGAAGCCUUAAGUGAAAAUUUGGAACAAUUACUUAAUGAAGACUUGCAGAAAUGUUGUUUCUUGUCACUACAGUUUGAUGAAUCCACCGAUGUAACCGACAUUGCUGAAUUGUGCGUUUUCGUGCGUCUAGUUUUUGAAGACAUGACGACAAAAGAAGAGUUAUUGACGAUGAUUCCAUUGAAGGGGCAAACCAGAGGUGAAGAUAUCUACAGAUCUUUUAAGAGUUUUGUAGAAAAAACUGAAUUUCCGAUUCACAAACUAGUUGCUAUCACGACAGAUGGAGCACCCGCUAUGCUGGGACAAAAAGUUGGAUUUGUUUCAUUGUGCAAAAAUGAUGACAACAUUCCAAGUUUCACCAACUAUCACUGCAUCAUACACCAGCAACUGGAGAAUUUGCACCUGGAGUUCGAAAGAAGGUUCGCGGAUUUUGCCGCUCUCGAAGAAGUGCUAAGUUUCAUGGUAUUCCCUUUUAAUGAAAAUAUUGACAUUGACAGCUUGACCGUUAAAAUCGGCAACUUAACCGAUGCUGAAUCUGUUGUGGUCGCAGAAAAAAUAAUUAAAAUGAGAAGCGACAUAUUUUUGAAAGCUAGAGCAUCUGGUAGUACAGAUUUUUGGAAAAUGAUUUGCAAAGAAAAGUUUCCAUGCCUAAGAAAGAAAACAUUUGUACUUUCCAGUAUCUCCGUCAAACACAGUUACCAGGAACGAAAAAAAGGAACCACUUCCGGCAGCCAUUUUAUCAGAAGGGUUUCGACGACUGAUCCAGAAAAAAUAGACGACAAGCAGAAGGCCAAAGAAGAGAAAGAUAAAAGAAAACAAGUCAAGCUUAAGCGCUCUGCUGAGAAAAAUACAAAAAGUGCCAGAAAAGGAAUAAAGAGAAAAAGGACUGAAGAUACGGAAAGGGCAGAAGAAACAAAUGAUGUACCUGAAUCAGAAAUAGAUGGGCCACUACAAAUAUUAAAGGGAAAAUGUGCAACAUGCGAUGAAGACAUGGGCACAGACACGGAAGACAAUGACUUAAAAAAUAUUGGUUGUGACAGACACAGACAAACAAUAAUAAGACACUUGGAGAAAGAUAAGAUUGAUUUCCACACUUAUACUCGAAGAAAGGACAAAAUCAAAAAAAUUGUGCUAAAAGCCGCUCCAGGCCUAGACCUAAAAGAUGUAAAAGAGGAACUCGAGUUUGACGGCGUACCAGUAAUCGACAUCAUUAGACUAAGAAGCAAGUCAGAAAAUGUAGAAAGUCAUUCGUAUCGAGUGUGCGUUAAAAAAGAGCAAAAUCUAAGAGAACUUCAUAAAAUAACAAGGGUACAAAAUACUAAAGUAAAAUGGGAAGCCUAUGCAAAAAAUAAUAGAAUCACUCAAUGUUAUAGGUGCCAAGAAUUCGGCCAUAAUCAGGCAAAUUGCCACAAGGAACCCAAAUGCGUGAAAUGCGCGGAAGGACACCAAACAAAUCAAUGCCCGCUACCAAAAAACAGAAAAACAAACACUAGAGGUGGUAUCCUCAUUCCACAGUCAAAGCAAGUAACCUUGGACAAUCUAAGAGAAGUAGUUCUAAGUUUAGGGAAUAACAACGUUCCGGUGCAAUACCAAAGAAGAUUUCAUAGAAACAAUCCAAUCCCGGGAGCUAUAUGGGAAGGUGCUCCAGAAAACCCAAUAUUGCUUAAUGCAGAUGAGAUUAUCCCUGAUGAUUAUGGUCAAGAAGAAUUGACCGAUGAUAUAGUGGACUUAAAAGUAAAGAUAAAUUUCUUAAAUAAGAAGGGACCAAACUAUUUCACGUCAGCAAUAAGCCUUAGUCCUGAUGGUAGUAAAUCUAUGUUAGUAUGUAACGAACAAGAGUACUUAAAAGUAUUAGAUAGAAAUCCUGGGGAAGAUAUUUUGAGAUAUUAUGAUAGGCUUAAAUUAACAGGGGAUAUUACUGAAUUUUACAAUAUAGAAAAAUUAACCCCAAUAGAACAAAUAUAUGGUACCCUGAGUUUACUUGGUGAGAAAGCCAGGUCGAGAUAA
Messenger RNA from Psylliodes chrysocephalus, 2741 nucleotides. The record is from the annotation of a GenBank genome assembly. NCBI's taxonomy places the organism in Eukaryota, Metazoa, Arthropoda, Insecta, Coleoptera, Chrysomelidae.